Eucalyptus grandis is the source of this 1515-nucleotide messenger RNA. RefSeq names its product patatin-like protein 3. The transcript is spliced from 7 exons. Gene Ontology annotation, biological process: lipid metabolic process. Lineage: Eukaryota; Viridiplantae; Streptophyta; Magnoliopsida; Myrtales; Myrtaceae. The record is from RefSeq and is a predicted model, not a curated record. Bases 119 to 1342 code for a protein of 407 amino acids. Gene Ontology annotation, molecular function: monoacylglycerol lipase activity; glycerophospholipase activity.
UCAUGAGCUUCACAACAAUGGAGUAUCACACUUUCAUUCAUCUCUCUCUCGCUCUCCCUCCCUCUCUCUCUCCCUCCUUCCCCCUCCCUCUCAAUUCUUGCGUUAACAGUUAAAAGAAAUGGAGAAAAAAGCUUCGUCGUUGAAAAUUCGGCCUCCGACGUAUGGAAAACUCAUCACAAUCCUUAGUAUUGACGGCGGAGGAGUCCGAGGAAUCAUUCCGGGGGUUAUUCUCGGUUACCUCGAAGCCCAACUCCAGGAGUUGGAUGGAGAAGGUGCGAGGCUUGCAGACUAUUUCGAUGUAAUAGCAGGAACAAGCACCGGGGGUCUCAUCACGGCCAUGUUGUCUGCACCUGAUGCUCACAACCGUCCUCUCUUCGCUGCAAAAGACAUAGUCCCAUUUUACUUGGAGAAUUGUCCUAAAAUCUUUCCUCAAGGAUGUGGGAGCCUGGGUUCGGUCUUGAACACGAUAAAAUCUCUGACGGGGCCCAAGUACAAUGGAGUUUAUCUUCACAAAUUAAUAAGGAAGUUACUUGGAAGCACGAGAUUGCACGAUACCCUUACCAGCUUGGUCAUCCCGACUUUCGAUAUCAAAAAGCUUCAACCAGUUCUAUUUUCUUCUUAUGAGGUGUCAAAACAUUCUUUUUUAGACGCUCAAGUUUCUGACAUUUGCAUCGGCACUUCCGCUGCUCCGACGUAUUUCCCUGCCUAUUAUUUCAAGACGGAAGAUAAAGAUGGGCGAGUCCAUGAAUUUAAUCUCAUCGACGGUGGUUUGGCCGCCAACAAUCCGACAUUGAUCGCCAUCAGCGAAGUGACGAGGCAAAUCUUGAAGGAAGACCCGGAUUUCUUCGACAUCAAAUCGCCGAUAGACUACACUCGACUGCUAGUGAUUUCACUGGGGUCGGGCUCGGACACGUCGGAGCUCAAGUUUGACGCCAAGAAGGCUUCGAAGUGGGGAUUGUUCUCCUGGCUGUACGAGGACGGCUCGAGCCCUUUGAUAGAUGCCUACACGCAAGGGAGUGCCGACCUGGUCGAUUACCAGAAUUCCGUGGCUUUCAAGACCUACCAGUCCGAGGACAAUUACCUCCGCAUCAACGACGACACUCUCAAGGGGACUUUAUCUUCGGUGGACACAUCCACGAAAAAGAACUUGGAGGGUCUGGUGAAAGUUGGUGAGGACUUGUUGAGGAAGGCGGUCUCGCGAGUUAAUCUCGACACCGGCCACUACGAACCCAUUCCAAAUGCCGGCACCAAUGAGGAAGCCCUCAAAAGGUUUGCGAAGCUACUCUCUGACGAGAAGAAACUCCGUGAGUCGAGAUGUCCGCAUAACAUGCAUGGGACAUAGUUUGCUCAACCAUUCUCUCGCCACAUGAACUUGUGAAUUGAUGAUAAAAAUAAUGUGUUGUUGAAUUGGAAUAAGCAUAGCCCUAUUUGUUUGCAAAUAAAGGGGCUACAAUCGACAUUGUUUUUGUGUGGAUAACUAGGGAUAAAACUCCUAAUGCUAUACCUGAUUAAGGA